This is a messenger RNA of Truncatella angustata, 1133 nucleotides long. Its product is annotated as HotDog domain-containing protein. Bases 192 to 1070 code for a protein of 292 amino acids. The transcript has 2 exons. The record is from RefSeq and is a predicted model, not a curated record. NCBI's taxonomy places the organism in Eukaryota, Fungi, Ascomycota, Sordariomycetes, Amphisphaeriales, Sporocadaceae.
GAUAGCGUCAAGUACAUGCGCAUUUUCGAGAAGAAAGCGUUGGGAUCCCUCUAUAGCCAACAACCCAACGCAGCGGAUCCAUGUGCCAGUGCAAACAAAGACUUGCAAGAUCUCCCUCGGAUAGAUUCUAAAAUAAAAUAAAAAAUACCCUUGCAGUGGAGUCUAGAAUCCAUUGCCUAGGCCGCUAAAAGAUGAGUGCAGUACGGGUAGCAUACCGCACUUCGUGUGCUCUGCCGACGCCCUCCAGAACGCCAUUGUUCAUGAUAAAUAAGUCGAGCAGUCUACUCCGCCAGGUCUCAAGGCCAUAUUCCACAGCCACUCCCAUCACAGGCACACCGGUGAAGCCUACCUUCCUCAGACGAGCUCUCAACGUCCUAGCCAUUGGCAUAUCGUGCACAGUACUCGGAUUCACCAUGACCGCCGCACCUGCUUUGCCCGCUCUGAACGGGUUCCUUACGCCCCCUACCGACGAGGAGACGCUCACCAUGUUCACGCCCUCGCAUCCAAAGGAAAUCGAGGUAGAAGCACAUAUCAAGAACCACUGGCUGUCGCAGCAAAUGCGCGCAAAGCCCGGCUUCACGGAAGCGCGACCGCACAUGAAGAUUCCCGCCCCCUUUCGGACAAACAACCUGACGGCAGGCACACUGUUGGGACCAAACAGGGUGCCUGUGCCGCCGGUGGUAUGGGUCGAGGAGGGAGGCAAGAGUCUUGUCAGUGUUUCGUAUCUGGGCGAGGAGCUGUGUGGUCAUCCCGGCAUUGUACAUGGUGGGUUUUUGGCCACGAUGCUAGACGAGGGCAUGGCGCGCUGCUCUUUUGGCGCACUGCCGCAUGGCGUGGGCAUGACUGCGAACCUGAAUGUCAAUUAUCGGGCGCCGGCUAUGACUGGAAACUACGUCGUGUUGAAGGCGGAGACGACCAACGUCGAGGGAAGAAAGGCCGAGGUCACUGCGAGAAUCGAGACGUUACCCGAGAAUGAGGGCGACAAGGCCGUUAUUCUGGCAGAGGCAACAGCAUUGUUCAUCUCUCCUAGAAAUGCAGCCAUGAUGCAGAAGAUAUACCCUGUACAAUAGAUAAGCAUAACGCUAUGGGCUCAGAAAGAGGAUAGAAUACACAUAGACUAAUGAAAUGCCAUG